CGUUCCACAGUUGAACGCUGUUCUCGUCGCGUGUUCGUUACCGGGCGACCGGAACACCGCCGACCUUCCUCACGCGCCUUCAGUGUUGUCAUCCGAGUCCUUUGAUGUGGCGGUCAUUUAUCACACAGCAACACUCAAGACUGUCAAUCACUUUUUAAAUAUGUGCAUUUAAUAGCGCGUGCGGAAACAUCCAGGGUCCUACCGGUGGAUCUCAGUGUUGAUCCGACCAGGUGCUGCUCCCGUCGGGGUCCAGCGGUGCGGUUCUCUGGUUCUGCAGUUCUGUGGUUCUCUGGUUCUCGUGUUCCUCGUGCGCCCCUGCAUCUCACGCACUUGUAUUCAGAUCCCGUCUGAGUCGACGGUCGUGAACUAAAUCAGUUUAACCGACACGAGGACGGAUGCGACAAAGAGUGUGAAACGUCGCAGGCAAACGACCUGCUAAGAGGCUACGAGGCUACGAGGCUGGCUGCCAUCAGCUGGAAGAAAGGACUCUCCAACGGCUGCCCUCGUCUUCCUCCACGCUGGAAGAGGCUUCUACCCGACGUUGGCGAAGAGGCGAGAGGUGGAGCAGCCGAACGCCUGCCUCAGAUCUGCUCAGGAGAGACGGUGUGACUGACGGACUGAGGACGUCUGCCACCAGUGGAGCCGAAGCAGGUGGUGGUGGUGCCAUUGGAGCGAACAAACCUACAGGAUUAAUCUGGAUUCAAACGUUUUCAAAGACCUCAACAGCCGUCGUCUUGAAGCAGAGGAACUGCGAUUACAGUCGGUCGACAUAAUGAUGUCUUCUUUGUAGACAGCAACCCCCCCCCCCCCCCCCCCCCCCCCCUUUCUCCUUAACUCUUCACCGAUUGGUCGAACCCUUCACCCAAGUGUCGUCCACCUCCAUCAUAAUGGGAUCCCCCUAUUUCCCCGUCAGCCAAUCACCUCGCCGCCCCGAAGCGGUCUCCAGGGCGAGCUAGCGGUGUCGCUGCUAAUCAGGAUUUUAAUCGGUUGGGCUCUCCAGAGAACCGCCUGAACUCAAGAUGAGACCCUCCAGCGCGGGGUCUCUCCCUGUGGACCGGCUCUCCUCCAGCCCCCCGUCCCUCCACCUCCUCCACCUCCUCCUGCUCCUGCUCCUGGUCCCGCCCUCGCUCAGCAUCCAGACGGAGCGCGCCGAGAGCCACGACGAGUUCAGCUGCGAGCCCAUCGGCCUGCGGAUGUGCCAGGACCUCCCGUACAACACCACCUUCAUGCCCAACCUGCUGAACCACUACGACCAGCAGACCGCCGCCCUCGCCAUGGAGCCCUUCCACCCCAUGGUGAACCUGCAGUGCAGCCCUGACAUGCGUAUGUUCCUGUGCGCGCUGUACGCGCCCGUGUGCACCGAGUACGGCCGCGUGUCGCUGCCGUGCCGCGGCCUGUGCCGCCGCUCCCAGAGCGACUGCCGCGGCCUGAUGGAGAUGUUCGGCCUGGCCUGGCCCGACGAGAUGGACUGCAGCAGGUUCCCGGAGUGCGAGGAGGCCUACCCCCGCCAGGAGGACCUGCUCACCACCUCGGACGACGCGGCAGACCAGGCCUCCAUGACGGUGCAGCGCGACUACGGCUUCUGGUGCCCCCGCGAGCUGAAGGUGGACCCCGAGCUGGGCUACUCGUUCCUGGGCCGGCGGGACUGCUCGGCCCCCUGCCCCUCCAUGUUCUUCAGCCGCCAGGAGCUCAGCGCCGCGCGCUACGCCAUCGGGGGCGUCUCCAUCGUCUGCCUGUCGGCCACGCUGUUCACCUUCCUCACCUUCCUCAUCGACGUCACCAGGUUCCGCUACCCCGAGAGACCGAUCAUCUUCUACGCGGUGUGUUAUGUCAUGGUGUCGCUCGUCUUCUUCCUGGGCUUCCUAUUGGAGGACCGGGUGGCGUGCAACGCCGCCAGCCCCGCCCACUUCCGUGCCGCCACCAUCACGCAGGGAUCCCACAACAAGAUCUGCACGCUGUUCUUCAUGGUGCUCUACUUCUUCACCAUGGCGGGCAACGUGUGGUGGGUCAUCCUGACCGUCACCUGGUUCCUGGCCGCCGUGCCCAAGUGGGGCAGCGAGGCCAUCGAGAAGAAGGCGCUGCUGUUCCACGCCUGCGCCUGGGGCCUCCCGGGGGCGCUCACCGUCACCCUGCUGGCCCUCAACAAGAUCGAGGGCGACGGCGUCAGCGGCGUGUGCUUCGUGGGGCUCUACGACGUGGACGCCCUGCGCUGGUUUGUGCUGGCGCCGCUCUGCCUCAACGUGGCGGUGGGCGUGUCCCUGCUGCUGGUGGGCAUCGUGGCACUGAACCGCGUGCGCAUGGAGAUCCCCCUGGAGAAGGAGAACCAGACCAAGCUGGUGAAGUUCAUGAUCCGCAUCGGGGUGUUCUCGGUGCUGUACCUGGUGCCGCUGCUCACCGUCAUCGGCUGCCACCUGUACGAGCACGCCUACCGCCGCGCCUGGGAGACCACCUGGGUGCGCCGCCGCUGCCGCAGCUACCACAUCCCCUGCCCCUACAAGGUGGAGGACAGCCACGAGCCAGCGCUGGUGCUCUUCCUCAUCAAGUACCUGAUGAUGUUGGUGGUGGGCGUGCCCUCCGUCUUCUGGGUGGGCAGCAAGAAGACCUGCUUCGAGUGGGCCAGCUUCCUGCACGGCAACAAACGCAAAGACAGCGGGGUGAACGAGUCUCGCCAGGUCCUCCAGGAGCAGCCCGAUCUGGCCCAGUCCCUGCUGAGGGACCCCAACACCCCCAUCAUCAGGAAGUCCAGGGGGACCUCCACCCAGGGCACGUCCACCCACGCCUCGUCCACCCAGCUGGCGGUGCUGGACGACCCCGACGAGCCCAUCAGGCCCCACCCCUCGCUGCCCGCCUCCAGCCGCAGCAAGCCCAGCAGCCUCCACAGCAAAGUCAGUUACCACGGCAGCCUCAACCGUUCCCGUGACAACAGGCACGACGCCGUGGCGGGCUACAGCGGCUCCGAGGUGCGCAGUUACCACGGCAGCAUGCCCCGCCUCGACCACCCGCUGUCCACUCACAGCAGCCUCCACCGGCUCGACGGCCAAUCGGCGCGCGGCAGCCAGCGGGACGCGGCCGAGGCCCCGCCCCCGCUCGUCACGCACGGCGCCGCGGCGACCGCCGGCCCGCCGGCCAACGACGACAACGGGACCAGCGCCUGAGGAGGAGACAGGACGUGACGGAGGACGUUACAGGGAGUUGACCUCACCUGUUCAUUCUGUUCCUGCAACAGCAUUCAUGAGACGUGCGUACAGCGCCCCCCUGUGGCGGAGUGAGGUACUGCCAGUGUGACGGACCCCCCAGUGAUGAGGCUCCACUCUGAUCGGUGGAGUCAUGUUGGAUGCUUUGAAUCUGGAUGGUGCUGCCCCCCCCCCCCCCCCCCCCUCCUCCAUGAUCGGCCGUCCCUGUCGGCUAAUGGGGGGAGACUUCAUCAGGCUGCCUGGAAGGUCCUCAAUCUCAGAUGGUGUUCAGGAGAAGGCUGUGGGCUUGAGACCCGUGCGGGACUCGAAGAUCAGACUGACGAGGAGAAGAGGAGAAAGACGGGACGUGUUUGUAUUUAAAUUAUUUCUUACUGUUACGUAGGCUUUUAUGAUGACGAUGGAGCGUUUCUUUGGGGACACGUGGAGGUUAAGUGGAGACUAAACGUUUUUGGUCAUGCGGUUUUUUGUGGCCUCGAAAGAAGACGAUUCAGUCUCAAGUCUCAGCCUGUUCGGUCCUGGGAGGAGAUGUGUUUAAACAAACACGGAAACACUUUUACCGUGGUGUGUACUAGAAACAAAGUGUCAUGUGAACUUGUGGAUUUCUCAGCUGUGGGCUGAAGUAUUUUUAUACUGUGAAGAUUUUUAAUUGGUGUGUGUGUGUGUGUGUGUGUGUGUGUGUGUGUGUGUGUGUGUGUGUGUGUGUGUGUGUGUGUGUGUGUGUGUGUGUGUGUGUGUGUGUGUGUGUGUGUGUGUGUGUGUGUG
This is a messenger RNA of Gadus morhua (Atlantic cod), 3956 nucleotides long. Its product is annotated as frizzled-3. Gene Ontology annotation, cellular component: plasma membrane. The record is from RefSeq and is a predicted model, not a curated record. NCBI's taxonomy places the organism in Eukaryota, Metazoa, Chordata, Actinopteri, Gadiformes, Gadidae. Gene Ontology annotation, biological process: non-canonical Wnt signaling pathway; canonical Wnt signaling pathway. The coding region runs from base 1020 to 3155 and encodes 711 amino acids. The transcript has 11 exons. Gene Ontology annotation, molecular function: Wnt receptor activity; Wnt-protein binding.